This is a messenger RNA of Fraxinus pennsylvanica, 1362 nucleotides long. Lineage: Eukaryota; Viridiplantae; Streptophyta; Magnoliopsida; Lamiales; Oleaceae. The record is from the annotation of a GenBank genome assembly.
AUGUCAGUUUCUUGCGGAGUAGAGUGGGCAGUUAUUUUAGGCUGCCUGCGUUGGGGGUGGAAGCGUUGCACCUACGUCGGCUCUGACGACAGUGCCAACUGGCCUAUCGCCACGCGUGAGGAAUUCGAGCCUAUCCCACGAAUUUGUCGCAUUAUUCUAUCGGUCUAUGAACCGGACCUCCAUCACCCUUUAUACUCCCCGCUCGGUGGCUACCGGCUCAACCUGGACUGGGCCAUCAAGCGCGUUGACUACGAGCAAACACUAGGCCACGCGCCGCCUUACUUAAUCUACACCGAUCAUGAAAACAAAGAAAUUGUACUAGCCAUUAGGGGAUUGAAUUUAGUUCAAGAUAGUGAUUACAAAUUGUUGCUGGAUAAUCGAUUGGGGAUGCAGAUGUUUGAUGGGGGAUAUGUUCAUCAUGGAUUGUUGAAAUCUUCUAUAUGGAUUUUGAAUAACGAGUCGGAAUUUUUGAGGAGAAUUUGGGAAGAGAAUGGGAGAGAAUAUAAGAUGGUUUUUGCAGGACAUUCUUUGGGUGCAGGGGUUGCAUCAUUGCUGAGUUUGAUUGUGGUGAACCAUACAGAUAUGUUCGGGGGGAUUUCUCGGAAUUUGGUAAGGUGCUACGCAGUGGCGCCUGCACGGUGUAUGUCACUCAACUUGGCUGUUAAGUAUGCUGAUGUUAUAUACUCUGUCGUGCUGCAGGAUGAUUUCUUGCCGAGAACACCCACCCCAUUGGAAGAUAUAUUUGAAUCCAUCUUUUGUUUGCCUUGCCUAUUAUUUCUUGCCUGCUUGAGGGAUACCUUCAUAUCGGAAGAUAGAAUGAUCAGAGAUCCAAGAAGACUGUAUGCACCAGGUCGAAUCUAUCACAUUGUGGAAAGAAAAUGUUGCAGAUGUGGGAGGUAUCCUCCAGAGGUCAGAACCGGUAUCCCUGUAGAUGGAAGAUUUGAACACGUAGUCUUAUCGUGUAACGCUACAUCAGAUCAUGCAAUUAUUUGGAUAGAACGAGAGGCAGAAAUGGCCUUAGAAAGACUAAAAGAGCAGCGUAUGGAGACCGUAACGAACCCACCAAAGGUCCAGAAACUUACAAGGAUGCAAACACUCGAAAGAGAACACAGAGAUGCAUUGGACAGAGCCAUCAGUUUGAACAUACCUCAUGCUUCAACCACCUUUGAAGAAGAAUCAUCAUCAUCCUCGGAAUCUUCAACUUCGGAACAUUCUCAGGAUGACCCAAAAAAUUCCUCGGUGGCUAAAAGAAUGCAUUAUAAAAAUGCUCAAAUUUGUUGGAAUGAAUUAGUUGAGAAGCUUUUCAAAAGGAACGAGUCGAGAAAAUUGCUAUUGCAAACAGAUGCACCUGUUACUGAGUAG